AUGGGAUCUUAUCAACUUCCUUCUGCAAGGUUCGAACACAUCCACGUUGAUAUUGUUGGAAGACUGCCACCUUCGAGAGGAUAUUCAUACUGCCUCACUUGCAUCGAUCGCUUUACAAGAUGGCCCGAAGCUUUUCCAAUACAAGACAUCACUGCAGAAACAGUUGCCCGUACGUUAUACGAAAAUUGGAUUUGCCGCUUUGGAGCCCCAUCAAAGAUAACAACCCACCAAGGAAAGCAGUUUGAAUCUCAUCUAUUCAAGUCCUUAGCUGCACUUUUGGGAACUGAAACCAUUCGGACCUCACCAUAUCGACCAUCCUCAAAUGGAAUUAUCGAGCGGAUUCACCGAAAUCUAAAGUCCUCAAUAAGAUGCCACGCAGACCAAGGAUGGGCGGAUGCACUUCCUACGGUAUUAAUGGGAUGGAGAGCAACUUACAGAGAAGACCUCGAAGCUACUCCUGCACAACUAACUUACGGAACUAACAUCAGGUUGCCAGGUGAAUUUUUCGUGGGAAAACAAAUCCAGGAUUGA
This is a messenger RNA of Argiope bruennichi, 531 nucleotides long. Its product is annotated as protein NYNRIN-like. Lineage: Eukaryota; Metazoa; Arthropoda; Arachnida; Araneae; Araneidae. Gene Ontology annotation, molecular function: nucleic acid binding. The record is from RefSeq and is a predicted model, not a curated record. The coding region runs from base 1 to 531 and encodes 176 amino acids. Gene Ontology annotation, biological process: DNA integration. The transcript is spliced from 2 exons.